This is a messenger RNA of Carassius gibelio (silver crucian carp), 3687 nucleotides long. RefSeq names its product short transient receptor potential channel 3-like. The coding region runs from base 248 to 3010 and encodes 920 amino acids. Gene Ontology annotation, molecular function: inositol 1,4,5 trisphosphate binding; protein binding; store-operated calcium channel activity. Gene Ontology annotation, biological process: manganese ion transport; regulation of cytosolic calcium ion concentration; calcium ion transmembrane transport. Gene Ontology annotation, cellular component: cation channel complex; membrane. NCBI's taxonomy places the organism in Eukaryota, Metazoa, Chordata, Actinopteri, Cypriniformes, Cyprinidae. The record is from RefSeq and is a predicted model, not a curated record. The transcript has 13 exons.
UAGUGAACUCGUACAAAAUAAAAAUUAAUUUAGCGCACAUGACUACCCUGUGACCUCUGCUUGACUUGUUUAAUGAGGACUGCUGGAUGUGGGCAGGGCUGAUGGAUUCUCCUCUCAUCCGCUGUUCUUAUCACACACACACACACACACACACACACACACACACUGAUCCUGAUGCUGGAGUCAGAGCUUCACCUGCAGUGAGCAGCGCUGGAGUCCCGGAGCAGCUCUCACAGCCGCUGUCUGGAUGUCCAUGAAAGGAAGAGGAUCCAAGCACCAGAAAAGAGUGUCGUUUUCUGAGGAUGAAGAUGAGCAGUGCUGGAAAGAGGAGAACGGCGGUGUGGACGCACAUCACCUGAAAUCCGUCGAGACGGUCAGCGAUUCAUCGGGAUAUUACCGGCACAACACAAAAUCUUUGGAUACUUUCCCCCAUCGCAGGAUGACCCUACCACGAGAAAAGGGCCGGCGACAGGCAAUUCGUGGACCGGCGUUCAUGUUCAACGACCGUGGCAGCAGCCUCACGGCAGAGGAAGAACGCUUUUUGGAUGCGGCAGAGUACGGCAACAUCCCGGUGGUCCGGAAAAUGCUGGAAGAAUCACCCACGCUCAAUGUGAACUGCGUCGACUACAUGGGACAGAACGGCCUACAGUUGGCCGUUGGCAAUGAACACCUGGAAGUCACCGAGCUGCUCCUGCGGAGAGACAACCUGGCCCGUGUCGGGGACGCACUCCUGCUGGCCAUUUCUAAAGGUUACGUGCGUAUUGUAGAGGCCCUGCUGGGACAUCCGUCUUUUGCGAGCGGCGAACGACUCACCCGCAGCCCCUGUGAGUUGCAAGACGACGACUUUUACUCGUACGACGAGGACGGCACACGUUUCUCGCCCGAUAUCACGCCUAUCAUCCUGGCCGCCCACUGCCAGAAAUACGAGGUGGUACACAUGCUGCUGAUGAAGGGCGCCAAGAUCGAGAGACCGCACGACUACUUCUGCAAAUGCGCUGACUGCACAGAGAAGCAGAGGAAGGACUCGUUCAGCCACUCGCGGUCCAGGAUAAAUGCUUAUCGUGGACUGGCCAGUCCAGCGUAUCUCUCUCUGUCCAGCGAAGACCCAGUACUGACCGCGCUGGAGCUGAGCAACGAACUCGUCAAACUCGCCAACAUCGAAAAAGAGUUUAAGGAUAAAAAGAACCGUAAUAAAGAGACGUCGCAGCACAAUGGCUUCUUUCUGAAUGACUACAGGAAGCUGUCUAUGCAGUGUAAAGACUUUGUGGUUGGCGUUUUGGAUCUGUGCAGGGACACGGAGGAGGUGGAGGCCAUCUUGAAUGGAGAUAUAUCCGCCGAGCUCGAGGAAGGCCAGCAUCAUCGCUCCCUGCUCAGUCGAGUCAAACUGGCAAUUAAAUACGAGGUUAAGAAGUUUGUGGCUCAUCCAAACUGUCAGCAGCAGUUGCUGACCAUUUGGUAUGAGAAUCUGUCUGGUCUUCGGGAGCAAACCACUGCAGUCAAGUGUCUGGUGGUUUUGGUGGUGGCUCUGGGACUCCCUCUGCUAGCUGUGGGGUAUUGGUUUGCCCCGUGCAGUAAGCUUGGUAAAAUAUUGCGCAGUCCUUUUAUGAAGUUUGUAGCUCAUGCGGCCUCUUUUAUCAUCUUCCUGUGUCUGCUGGUGUUCAAUGCGUCCGAUCGGUUUGAAGGCAUCACCACCCUUCCCAACGUCACAGUCACUGACUACCCACUCCAGAUCUUCAGAGUCAAGACCACACAGUUCUCCUGGACAGAAAUACUAAUCAUGAUCUGGGUAGCAGGAAUGAUGUGGUCGGAGUGUAAGGAGCUCUGGACGGAGGGUCCGAGGGAAUAUGUCAUGCAGCUCUGGAAUCUGCUGGAUUUCGGGAUGCUCUCCAUCUUCAUUGCAGCAUUCACUGCCCGUUUUUUCGCCUUCCUGCAGGCCAUGAAAGCCCAGAAGUAUGUGGAUGAGAAGAUCGACGCUCCAGACCUCUCAAUGGUCAUGCUGCCACCGGACAUCAAAUAUUUCACAUACGCGAGAGACAAGUGGGUUCCAUCGGAUCCUCAGCUGAUCUCUGAGGGUCUGUACGCCAUCGCUGUGGUCCUGAGCUUCUCUCGCAUCGCCUACAUCCUGCCGGCCAACGAGAGCUUCGGCCCACUGCAAAUCUCACUGGGACGAACGGUGAAGGACAUCUUCAAGUUCAUGGUCCUCUUCAUCAUGGUCUUCCUCGCAUUCAUGAUUGGCAUGUUCAUCCUCUACUCCUACUACCUGGGGGCAAAGGUUAACCCCGCCUUCACCACGGUUGAGGAAAGCUUUAAAACUCUCUUUUGGUCCAUAUUCGGGCUGUCUGAGGUGUCUUCUGUGGUGUUAAAAUAUGAUCAUAAAUUUAUCGAAAACAUUGGCUACGUGCUGUUCGGGAUCUAUAACGUUACCAUGGUGGUGGUUCUGCUCAACAUGCUUAUUGCCAUGAUAAACAGCUCAUACCAGGAAAUAGAGGAUGAUGCCGAUGUGGAGUGGAAGUUUGCUCGGUCUAAACUCUGGCUCUCAUAUUUUGACAAUGGCAAGACUCUCCCGCCUCCAUUCAGCAUCGUCCCCAGUCCGAAGUCCUUCUAUCUGUGUAUGAAGAGACUGAUCAACCUGCUCCGGUGUCGCCGGCGCCACCUGAAAAAAGACGUGGAGCUGGGCAUGGACAACUCGAAGUCCAGGCUGAACCUCUUCCCCCAGUCGAGCAUGAGGAUGCCGGACUCUCACAGCUUCAACAGCAUCCUAAAUCAACCCACACGCUAUCAGCAAAUUAUGAAGCGUCUCAUCAAACGCUAUGUACUGAAAGCACAAGUGGACAAAGAAAAUGAUGAAGUGAAUGAAGGUGAGCUGAAGGAGAUCAAGCAGGAUAUUUCCAGUCUGCGAUAUGAACUGCUAGAGGAGAAAUCUCAGGCCACAGAAGAGCUCUCACUCCUCAUUCAGAAACUCAGUGACAAACUCAACCCCACGACCUGUCCAUCCACACCCAGCCACUGAAGGGUGAAGUCAUUCUAGUACAUUUCCACUUUAAUAUGCAGAACAUUUGCCAUUGUUCUCGGAUUUGUCUGAACAAUGGCAGAUGAGGGCAUAAAUUCUAGUUUUACUUUUAAGUUACUGUUAAAUAGAAGGUAAAAUGUGUAGUCACUCUGUUGGGACGUUUUUUUUUUUUUUUUUGUUGUUUUUUUUUGUUGUUUUUUUUUGUUUGUUUGUUUUAUUUUAUUUAUUUUUUUAUUAAAUUGAUUGAUUGAUUUUUUUUUAGCUGACUGUGUAUUUCGUUUGAGUGUAACAUUGACUCCACCCUUUAAUGAUAAAGAGAUUUUGACUUACAGCUCCAUGGACUCAAAAAUGUAGGUCUAGCUUUAAGAUUUCAGUAUUUUAAUUGCACACAAAAUUUCGAUCCAUUUUGAUUACACAUUUUUUAAAUAAAAUAAUAAAGUAAAUGUGAUGCAUAUUUGUCAGUCAUAUGUAAAUAAAACGGCUAAGAUUCUGCACCUGUGUAAUUUUAGUUUAUUUGAGAUGUAUUGUAGUUUUCAUAAUAUAUUGAAUAUAUUUUUAACAUACAUAAAAUGUUUAGUUUAAUUUUAGUUGAAGUUUUAUAAGUUUUGUUGUGUGUUUUAGUCAUUUUUAUUAUUUAAUAUUUUACUAUUUAUAAGUCUAUAUAGUUUUUUAUUUCA